UGAAGACUUCACGGCCCGUUGGCCAAUGGCAUCCCGUGGCAUCCCAUGGUCCGUCAAGCCUGGCCUCGUCUCCGGUCUCGAGCGGCAGUUGCAGCAGUCCCAGGCUUCUUUGCUGCGCGUGAUCCCGGACACGAGGCGUUGACCGUCGAAAUCUUGGGUCCUGGUCGUGAACUGCGCCGUCGAUCCAUGAAGUUUGGCGGUGAGCUGCGUGUUCCUUUCUUUUGACAAAUUGCAAAAGGCCUGUGAUAUGUUUUUGUCCUGAAAGUUGCUCCGUUCUACUUGCUGCCCACAUCAUUGAAGUUUGAAUUUUAGAGGCUCUUUCGGGACUGCCUCUCCUAGGUCACAGCCCACAAAGCAUCGCCGACACAAGCUUUGCCUCCUGGAUGGUGUCAGGAAUGGCGAGUGCUUCGGUUUAUUCCAGAAAGGGCCAGCUCAAAUCUUAUCCAGGCCAUCAACAAAGUGUGCAUUGACACCGACGCAAAAACAGAACAGUGCAGAAAUUGCCUGCUGAUGCCCUACACGAAGUCAAUUGUCAGCGCCGUCAUGUCGGUGCUAGUCAUGGUUGGCGCGCCUGUCUUUGAGUCGGCUGAAGAAAGGCCACUGAAAGUCCUUUGUAUUGGACUUGGUGGUGGCAGUAUUCCAUCAUUUUUGGUUGACAUGCUGCCAGGCUGCCUGGUGGAUGUUGUAGAGGUCGAGCCUGCAGUAAUCGAAUCUCUUGAAGCCAUGGGCUUUCAACCUGAUGACCACAUUCGUUUGUGGCUGGAAGAUGGUGCACAAUUUGUGUGCCGUGCUGUUGAUACAUUUGCCGUCGGGAAAGCUGAUGCCACUGGGCCGUAUGAUGCGGUGAUUGUUGACGCAUAUGAUGCCGACGGAUGUGUACCAGAUGCCUUCACCAUGGCGGACACUUUCUUUUCGCAGGCUUUGGCUGCUGGACUCCUUUCACAGCGAAGCGUCUUAGUAACAAACUUUCUACCUGGUACCGAUCUGGGGCCGGUGCUGAGUUGCCAGGCGGAGGCCCACCACAUUGAGACUCUUGACCCAGUGGGUAGCCGAAUUGGAAGGCUCUUGUGUGAAUGAGAGGGUGUUUGAGGAGUGUUGCGACGGUGAGACCCAUUGAGAAAC
Molecule: messenger RNA, 1122 nt
Organism: Durusdinium trenchii
Lineage: Eukaryota; Dinophyceae; Suessiales; Symbiodiniaceae
Source: the annotation of a GenBank genome assembly